Messenger RNA from Dermatophagoides farinae (American house dust mite), 1001 nucleotides. RefSeq names its product EB domain-containing julius seizure protein. NCBI's taxonomy places the organism in Eukaryota, Metazoa, Arthropoda, Arachnida, Sarcoptiformes, Pyroglyphidae. The record is from RefSeq and is a predicted model, not a curated record.
ACCAUCAUCAUCAUCUUCGUUGACUCAAUCGAACGAGUCUUGGAAAUAUAAUUUCAACAUGAAUAAAACCUGUACAAAACAAAGCGAAUGUGCGGAUGAAAAUCAAUCAAUGGAUAAAUAUUAUUAUUAUUGUGACCUGAAAUUGAGCCAAUGUAUUUGUGUUGGAUCAUCGUAUCUUCAAUGUCAACAGCGAAAUCAUGCCACUUUGAACGAUAGCGAAAAUAAUAACCAGAAAACACUCUGGGAUAAUGGAUUGAAAGAUUUUGUUCGUCGUAUGCCAAUGUUACCGAUAUCGAUUAUAUUGAUAUCAAUGUUUAUCUCUAUUUGUAUUGUACUACAAUUGUUUGCCAAGGCUCGUUUUCGUAAUACUCAUCGUUCGAUAUUUGCUAAUCCACAAAAAUUAGAAUUGGCCAAAGCACAGGAAAGACGAUUGUCUCAACUAUCGCAAUUAUCCGGACAACAACAAGCUAAUAAUAAUUUGGCAUGUUCGGGUUCAGAGAAUCAACGGAUAUAUUCAUUGAGCCAUUAUAAAUAUCCACGAUUAUCAUUGCCACAGGCACCAAUACCAACAUCCUCAUCAUCAUCAUCGAUUCGUCGUUCAGCACGUAAUAGUCUUGGUUCGACAAUCGUUCCAACAAUAAUUGGACCAACAUUGGCAACAGCAACUCCUACUUCGGCUAAUUCGUUCAAUACUUUAUCAUCAUCAUCAUCAUCGCAAAAUCAUCUCAGUGUUAAACAAAAACAGGAAAGAAGAAACAACAAUUUGACGACAUCUGAAUCACUAUCAAUUGUAUUUUAAAUUGAUCUUUAAUGAAAUGAUUUUGUGACGGCGCUUCAAGCGUCGUUUGAGGUUCUGGUGACCUUUUGUCAUCAAUGAAAAUGUAUUUAAGAGACGAUUUGAAUGAAAAAUUUUUUAUUUCCCAAGUUUUUUGUCUCGAACUCGCUUCGUACACAAAUUUUUUUAGUAUAAAUUAAAAAUAAUUUCACCAUCAACAAUUGAA